GAGAGAAGAGCGCCCCUGAAUCUCUGCAGGAAAUGUUCUUUAUAUUAUACAUAUACACGCAGGUCCUGGCCGCUCGCUAGUACAGCACGGAGCCUUAAGCGCCCGUAAAAAAUGAUAAAUCUCUUUGAUCCAUUCUUUUCCUCACCUGCACGCAUUUAUAUCUCUAUAGGUGGCUAUUUAAUGCCUGGAUGUAUUUUUAAAUGAUGAGUAAAUACUAUAUUUUAAUCCGCUUCCUCCCUCCCGUUGGACUGCACGGGGCUAUUCUAUUUUGCUGAUGGCGGGUGUCGCCGCCGGGAUCUUCCUUUUAGGAUGUGUGCGAGAUUGGGGCUGUUUAGAAAUAUUAGGGUGCAUCGGCUGAUUUUUUUAACCCUUCACCGACCCGGACUUGCCGUUUUAUAUUGAGCCUGUGGCUUCGCCCUGCCAGGACCUGAUACAAUCCAUUGAAGCCAACAAGUUUGGAGAGAAUGUUGAGUUCAAUCAAUUCAGAACGUCGAGAUGGAGCCCAACUCACUCAAGUGGGUCGGCUCACCCUGUGGUCUACACGGACCUUAUAUUUUCUACAAGGCUUUUCAGUUCCACCUUGAAGACAGACCAAGAAUUUUGUCCCUUGGCGACUUUUUCCUAGUCAGAUGCAAGCCAGAGGAUCCGAUUUGCAUAGCGGAGCUCCAGCUGUUGUGGGAAGAGAGGACUAGCAAGCAACUUUUAUCAAGCUCCAAACUUUAUUUCCUUCCAGAAGAUACUCCCCUGGGUAGGAAUAGCGACCAUGGCGAGGAUGAAGUGAUUGCAGUUUCAGAAAAAGUCAUUGUCAAACUUGAAGAUCUAGUAAAAUGGGCUCAGUCGGAUUUUUCAAAAUGGAAGUGUGGACUCCGAGCAUUACCCUUAAAGCUGAAAGAUCUGGGGAAAAAUGGUCAAAAAGAUUGCAUAUUGAAAUACAGACAAUCCACGUUAAAUAGCGGGCUCAAUUUCAAGGAUGUAUUCAAGGAAAAGACUGAACUGGGUGAAAAUGAAAAUGAUGGAAAUGUGAUGGUGUUAAGUUACCCCCAGUAUUGCCGAUAUCGUUCCAUCCUAAAACGUAUCCAGGCCAAACCUUCCUCAGUCUUGGCUGACCAGUUUGUGCAAGCACUAGGGGGUAUUCCCAUCAUCAACAAGAACACAAAGAUCCUCUACUGUCGGGACACGUUUGACCACCCAGCUCUCAUUGAUAAUGAAAGUAUAUGUGAUGAAUUUGCCCCAAACCUUAAAGGCAGACCGCGCAAAAAGAAGCAGUGCCCACAGAGGAGAGAUUCUGUAAAUGGAGUGAAAGAUGCCUCCAAUAUUUGUGAUGGCAAAACUGUUGCCAAGGUAAAAUGUGAAGUAAAGACGACCUUACCGAAAGCCAAGACUGCCAACGGCAACUACAAGAAAAUCUCAAUUGAGGAUAAACCAAAGGCGGUUGCGGGAGAUGGAUCUAAGACUGGAGAAUGCAAAGCCGAUGAGCAGGCAUUUCUCGUAGCACUAUAUAAAUAUAUGAAAGAGCGGAGGACACCUAUUGAGAGGAUACCGUAUUUAGGGUUUAAGCAAAUUAACCUUUGGACUAUGUUUCAAGCUGCUCAAAAACUGGGAGGGUACGAAACGAUAACUGCCCGGAGGCAAUGGAAACAUAUUUAUGAUGAAUUAGGAGGAAACCCAGGAAGCACUAGCGCUGCUACAUGUACACGUAGGCACUAUGAAAGAUUAAUCCUGCCCUAUGAAAGGUUUAUCAAAGGAGAGGAGGACAAACCGCUGCCUCCAGUGAAGCCUCGGAAACCAGAUACCAAUUCCCCAGAGGUGGAAAUAAAAACAAAACUGUGCAGCACAAAACGCCCUAAGCAUGAAGGCCAGAAGCUGAAGAAAGAAAAGGAUGGAUCAGCAAAGGCAGAGGACACAGAGGUUUCAUUAGAGGAGACUCAUCUGGAAGUAGAUGAUCAAAAUGCAUCUGUUGUAUAUGAUUCAGAGGAAACUAAGCCAUCUAUAGACUGCGCUGAAGUGACAGAAGCUAGAAGAUCUUCACCUCUGGAAAAAGAAGAAAUGGAGGAGUUAGCUCCCAACACUUGCCAUGUGAAAGAAGAUUAUAAAAUGCCCUCGGAACCUAUUCCCACUGACUCACUCACUCAUGUAAUAAAAGAGAUUAAUUCCACUCCAGCAGAUGAACAACCACAAAUGCUCACAGAAGAUUCAACAAUAAUAAAACAAGAGCAAAGCAAACAAGAAUUGUCAGAGCCAACAGAAAGGGAUGAACAUGAAGGACAUUACAAUAUGUUUCCCACAAUUCAGGUACAAAUGCAGCAUGAAAUCCACAUGGAAGAUGAAAAAAUUCCAGAUAUUCCAGAUUAUAUAGCAAACUGUACUGUAAAAAUGGACCCGCUGGUCUCGGAGGACCUAAAAAAUCCCCUGGACAGCAACAUUUUACAAAAUGCACUGAAGCAAAAUCCCAAAGUGUAUUUGGUGCAGACGCUUGACAUGCUGAAAGAGAAGGAGACUUCAUCCUCGUCAAAUGAAGAAUCGUCGUUCAGUUAUACACCUCUGCUUUAUUCAAGGGGAAACCCAGGAAUAAUGUCUCCUUUGGCAAAAAAGAAGCUUUUGUCACAGGUGAGUGGGGCUUCACAAACUGGGAGUUACUCUCCUUACGGUUCCCCACCACCCUUAAUUAGCAAAAAAAAAUCAAAUUCCAGAACAGAUAUAUCUCCACCCUUAGUGCAAACUCAUCAGGUAUCUAACGCUGAUACAGUGGCAGUGAACAGACCUUCUGUGAUACAACAUGUUCAAAGUUUUAAGCAAAAAACUCCAGACGACAAAAAGAACAUGAAUGAAGUUUACAAAAGCAACACAUUAAACAAAACAGAUUCUUACCGCUGUGACUUUGCCAAGCACCAUCAGAAUGUGCUUGCUGAGUCGUACUCCUUGAAGUCCAGCAUGCUUGAAUGCAAAGAGCAAAUGGCCGAGAAGAGAGCUGCACAGCAUUCCAAUGUGCCCAGCUUCUUGGCUGAGUUCUACUCAUCACCUCAUCUGCAUAGGCUUUACAGGCAAACAGAGCACCAUCUACAUAAUGAACAUUCAUCAAAAUAUCAUGCUCGGGAAAUGUUUCGAGAAACUGAAAAUGUGUCUUCUCCACACAAACACCAAGAAAAACUUCACUACCAUCACUCUUUGCACCAACAAGAAAAACAGAAUGUCUCUGAUAGCAUGGACGACCAGCCAACUGAUUUGAGCCUUCCCAAAUCUAUGCACAAGCACACUGCAAAAAUGCCAGGAACGAAUCUCUCUCAUCAUUUGAUACAGCAAGAAAGCAAAACUCAUCAAAGCCCAUUUCAAGUUCCAAACAACAAAAAGAUGGGCAUAGACUGUAACCCAAAAGCCUGUCGAGUUUCACCGAUGACGAUACCAGUAUCGAAAAGACAUGCGGAAUCGGUGCACAGGCCUGUCAAGACUCAUAAUGCAAGACUUGAUCACUUAAGAAAGAUGGAAAGCACAGUCCAUCCAAUCACAAUUGGUAAGGCCAACCAUCACAACUUUGGGACCUCACGAUCUUUGAAAAGAAACUUAGAUGAUAUGGACAGUCCUAUCUCUGAGAAAAAAAUACGAGCUGUGUCUCCUCUAAAUGCACCAAAGGAGAUGCCUGGGAAAGAGACAUUUACAGGUCAAGAGGGUGAAAGCAGCAAGUCAAUGCAUGACCUUCAUCCUGCUAGUAUGAUGGAGAGCCACAAGUAUCCACUUUCAACGCCAAUCUUUCCCGGGCUCUACCAUGGAGGUUUAUGUAGUGGGCUAAGCACGCGGAUACCUACUGCCUAUUCACAUCAACUGCAGUACUUGAAAAACCAGAGUGUGCUUUCUCCACUAAUGCAACCUUUAGCCCUCCAUUCUUUGAUGAUGCAAAGACAGUAUCUAACUAACUCCACUAAUUCGCAGCAUCUGUAUAGACAUUUGGCUUCGGCUGCCCCUGUAGGAUCUUCUUAUGGUGACCUACUACACAACAAUCUUUAUCCUUUAACUGCUAUCAAUCCGCAGUCCUCUUUUCCAUCCUCCCAGCUGUCAUCUGUACACCCUAGCACAAAACUUUAAGGAACUUCCCUGUGAGAAAAGCAAAAUGUUAAUACUUUAGCUACAUUCCUUGCCCAGCACAAUAUUCUGCAUAAAAAAUACCCUUGUCUACUUUGUGAGCCACACUAUAACUGUACAAGUAAUAUGUUAGAGGUAAGAACAAUGGAUUGCAGGUCCCACUCUGACUGGAGUUGUUCACAGUUUUUGUUAUGGGAACAGUUGACUUGAUUUGCACAACACAAUUUUAACAUCAUUGCUAAGCCUAGGGAACCUAGCGUGUUGCACAUGUUUGUGAAAGUUGGCCAUAAAGAGUCUGGAAUGUCAGAGGUUGAAAUAUUGGAACAUAUGUACACUUUGGAGAAAAUGCUUUUUGCUUUGUUUUUUUUUAUACUGUUAAAGGUUCAAUCAAUGCAAUGUAUAGUAACAAGUCAAUCAGUUUAAGAAAUUUUAACACUAUUAAUGGUGGAAAGGUAAACACUGUUCAAUCGACUGUACAUAUCUGGUCUUAAAAGUUCCAGUGUCACUGUCUGUUCACAUAAUUUAUAUGGAUUAAUCUUUCAGUUGAUUCCUGUGCUUUUUUUUAAAUCUUUUUUUUUAUUAAACAAUUAUGUGUUAACUGCAAGGUCAUGUUGAGAGGUUAAUUGAGUAUGUGUUUAGAGUUAUACUUUAACCAACAACUUCUUCAUCUGCACCCCUGAGGCAAUAAUUUUGGGGGGAUAAUCGCACACAUUAAUGAAAGCCUACAAAGUCAUUAGGAAUUACUUACAUCAUUGAGACACAUACUGUAAGACACGCAGGGGAUAAUUCAGUUUUAAAAAGUGAUGGGAACAACGUAAGUUUUUGUACCAGUGGGCAUGGGUACCGCUGGCAGACAUUAUUUCUGCUUGCUUCCACCUGAGGUAUUGAGCAGAAAUCCACAUAAAUUCAGGUUUAGCCACUUUACCUUUACACAUCUAAACCCGGUGCAUUUGUGCGCAGUAAGUAUUGGGUGCCUUGUAACUUGCUCCUGCUGGCACAAACAAUUGAAUAUCGGUCUGUCUCUUUAGAAGGGAUAUCGACUGUGAAAAAAUGUUUGAAUUCCUCCCACAGAGGGAGAUUUAUCAAACCUACAGAGGACAACUGAAGGUGUUGCCAUCAGCAACCAAUCAGAAUCUAGCUACCAUUUAUCUAGUACAUUCUAUAAAAUGAGGCAACACCUAACCUUGUCAUCUUCAGAAAGUUUGAUAAACAUCCCCCAAAGUGCAUCAUACCCCAGAGAGAUCAGUAGGUCCUAUUAAUGUGUUACGUUACAUUCUUAUUUUGCAAAGAAAAUAAAUAUAUGGCAUAGAUUUUCUAAAACACCUAGGGGUACAUUUACUAAAGUUUCUAAAGUAACAGAUAUGUGGAGGUGUUACCUAUAGGCAUAACCUUGACAGAGAUAUAAGAGUCUACGUGCUAAGCCUUGGAUGGAGAUAAAGUACCAGCCAAUCAGCUCUUGUCAUUCUUCAAGCACAGCCUGUAACAUGGCAGUUAGGAGCUGAUUGGCUGGUACUUUAUCUCUCUCUGUCUGAGUCUUAAUUCAUAGAUGCCAUAAUCACAGUGAUGGGAAAGCCAAGAGGUACAUUUUUCUUCUCUUCCCUUACUACUGGGCAUUUGUGUCUGGGAGAGCAUUAAGAACAAUACUAAUGCUAUUGAUGAAUAUUGUUUUUUAUGUGCAUAAAAUUCUGUACACAAUUUUAAGCUACUUCAAUAAGUCUAGCCUUGUAUUUACUAUAUUUACUAUAGCCUGCCUACCUGAGCAGGAAUUUAAUGGGUUUUUGUAUUUCUGAAAUCGUUGUAGUAGAAAAAUUACACAUUUAAGAGUGAUACAUUUAUAUUAGUUUGUUCACUUUAGGAUUUAAGGACAUUUAUUACAGGGCUUUUACGACAGUUGCUUUCACAAAAAGAUGGCUAUAACAGGAUCUUCUAAUUAUUGAUAUGGUACAAUACACAUAAAUCCCACCACUAAAAUGAAUGAUCAAUUUCUCCAUUUUAACAGUUGACGCUUGAACACUACACUGGACAUUCACAGGUGUCUGAGCGGCCCUGAAGGAUUCUCAAGUGACAUUGCAGGUGUUGGGUCCCUGUGGUUCUACGUGUUGCUGGAAGGAGGAGUUUACAUAUAAAAAAUAUUAUUUAACACAACAGAUUAUGAGCAGUGUACAAUAGUACUUAUCUAAAUGAGUUCUUAGAGUGGCUAUCACAUCUGUAUAUACAGUAACUGAAAAUACAUAUACAUCCUCAUAUAAAACAAUUUGCAAUAUAAAUUUAUACUUGUAAAAAAAUCCCUGGUGAUUUAUGAUGAUGAUAUUAUUAUUAUUAUUAUUAUUAUUAUUAUUAUUAUUAUUAUUAUUAUUAUAUAUUUAUAAAGGCUGAUAUAUUACACAGGGGCUCAUAGUACAAACAAAUUACAUUAAACCAAAGGUGAAAAUAACAGUGCCCAAAGGAGCUUACAAUCUAAUAGCAAAUACAAAUAUGCAUGUAAUCAGUAGUAAUUAUUUAUUAACUCCUUUAUAACCAUGUAAUCUCCAGUAGACUGUUACAAAUUAGGAAUAGUUAAGCGAUCAGUAAUGAUUAAGCAAAGGUGACAUUCCCUAAUGUUGAUAAUACUGUAUAAUAUAGCACAAGUGAACUCACACAAACAUAAAAAGUUGUGCACACUAAAUAAGACAUUUAGGGGGCAUUUAUCAAAGUUUGGAUAGAGAUAAAAUUGUGAGAGAUAAAGUACCAAACAAUCAGAUCCUAACUGUCCUUUUUCAAAAAUGGGGCUGUAUCCAAUCACCCGCAGUCAUUGACCACAGGUGAUUGCUUGCCAGGGGCUAGCCUAUUAGCCCCGAUAAACUGGCAUGAGCCACGGCUUAUGGGGGAUCUGUUUAACCUGCCUUGGGCAGGCGAAGCAAAAUCCCCAAUAAGCACCGGCUUUUCAUAGCUGCGGCGGCAAACACACACGAGUUUUACUGAACCUGUGUAUUUUCGUUAGAAAAGUAUUUUUUUACUUUAUCUAAUUGGAUACCCCGUAAAUAAAUAUCUGUGAAAAAGUGCGGAAAAACUCCCAUUUUUUUGAUCCCGAUGUUUAAUCAUGGGUAAUUGGAUGCCCCCUAUAGUCUGUAAAAUCUAAGGCAGAAGCUGAUUGGCUGGUAUUUUCACAAUGUUAUCUCUCUCUGAACUUUGAUGAAUACCCCCUUUAGUGCUGAGUUAUUAUUAAAGUUGUUAUUAUUAUUAAAGUCUUGCAACAGCUUCAAAUACCCCUGGUGGUUAAAAAAAAAAAACAAUUGCAGGCUGUGUUUUGUACCAUUAGCACUGUUCUUUAUAUCUUUCUGACUUUGAUGCAUUUACUAUUAGAGCAACAGAGGAUUGUGUGAUGUAGCCAGCUUUUUACUGUUUAUCAUUUGCGUUUGUUCUCCUCUCAUUCUGCUGAAUAGAUUUUAAGUAGAUGUAUCUAUAGUUGACCUGUUUUCAGUAGAGAUGAAUGAAAAAAUUAAUAUGUACUGCAAAAAAUGCACAUAAUGGAUUCAGAAUAUAUUUUAAUCAAAGCACAUUCUACAGUGUUAUGCCCCAAGGUUUAUUAUAAUCAGCUUAUUUUUAUGGUGGACAUAUUUACUGAACAAGAAUGUGGAUGUCUAUUUUUUAUUGAGAAAUACCUGCCCAGUAGGAAAAAAUGCUGUUUUCCUCUUUGGCUGUGCAUUUUACAUUUGUGUAUGUAGAUAAAUCACACAUUACAAAGUGAGUGUAGUAUUGUGCUAAACAAGAAGCAGUCACACCAGUGACUGUCCACAAAAUCUGGGAUUCUGUACAUGUAAAGUAUGAAAUUCACUUACAUUCCCAGGAAGUGAUGUAAGGGUGCUGAUAAGGUUGUGCUGUAGAACAUCUAGUUAUUAGAUAGUCAAUAGGCCGACACAAUAUGGUUGACAGGUAGAAGGUAGACAGUACAAAAGGUCGACAUGGUCAGCCCAAGUUUUUAUUUAGUAUUAUCUUGUGUGUUCCAUCAUCAUGAUCCUUAUUAGUGGAUGGUAAACCAAGCAGGAGUUGAAAGAAAUGUUAGCCCCCCCCCAAAAAAAAAAAAAUUAAAAAAUUGUGUCGAUCUUUUGUACCUUUUGACCUUGUCAACAAUAUGGUGUCAACCUAUUGACUAUCUAGACACUGUCUCUAUCAAUAGUCUGGAUAUCGCUGAUGAAGGGUGAUCAGUGUAUUUGUUAAUGAUUUUCAAACUCCAAUGUACACAAUGACCAUACCAUUAAGAAUCUCUGUAGAGUAUUUCUUAUGUCUCAGCCUUUUGCCUUACCCAGCAUGAUACAUUACAGUUUCUGCUGACAUAAGCAACUUUACCAGUAAGGGGAAUAUCAGUAUAAAGAUACUUAAAAUGCAUAGAUGUCAAAUAUAUAAUUUAGUUCCAUAGUAGAGAAGAGUUUUGGUGUCUAUUAGUGGACAAUACUUGCUUCCUAAACAGUGAAACAGCUAAAUGUAUAUGGUUUAUAACAGAAGCCACUAGGACCACAGUUCAUGGUGUUACAGUAUGGGGCUCCCCAGCUUACCUGCCUUUCUUUUAUAAUUUAAUGUUCAUUUGUUUCUGAGUGAAGAACAACAUCCUAUAUCAAAGUCUAAAACGUGUUACAUCUUAUGAUCAUUGAUGUCUAAUUUAUGUUCAUUAAUACCUAUAGUUGUGGAAUGAAACCGCAUUCAUGAGUAUGAAACCUGUAAAUUCACUAGGAACUAGUGUCAUGAGGCAGUAAGGAACUGAUUGCAAAGUUGAACACUACUUCGCUGUAAUUACCAGAUGGAUGUUCGGCUGUACGCAGAUUUGUACUGUACGUAACUAUGCAACCGCACAGCCCCAUCUGUAAGUUCCGUUUCAUAGCCAUCAUAACCAUGCCCUACUUGAAGCAGCCUGAAAAGAUUCACAUGAAAAUAGGUAUAUUUACACAUACACACAACUGUGCAUAGAGCACAAUUCUGACAACAUUCCCUGGUUAAACCUACCCCAUGUGAGAACACUCCAUUACUUCCCAUUUAUACCCACAAGUGAAAAUUCAACAGAGCUGCCUAAAUUUGCAUACACUCUGCAUCAGAACACACUAAGUGUGAAAGCAUGCAAGAGCCAUCCAUAAAACUGGUUUGCGCUAACUCUGCGUCAGCCCUGAAGUGUGCAAAUUGUGGCAGUUUAGUAACGAUGAUUGCGUCUCCAUUACUUUGCUGCAUGAUGCAUUUUGCAUUGUUUUAUGUGCAGAAUUAAUGAUAAUUAUUAACAUUUUAAUCUCCGUGAAUAUGUAUAGUGCAGUUCAUGAACAGGCUCCUUUGUGUUUAUAAAACAAAAGUCAGAUUCCUUAUUUUAAAUAUUGGUCUUGUUUAGCCAGCAAUUACUGCUCACAGCUAGGAGUCUAGUUAAUUUUUUUUUUUAAUCCCUUUCUGCAAAUAUAAUUGCUGACACAUUACUUACAGAUCUGAAGGAUAAGCUGGUUGAAACAAUGCAGAUUUUCUUUUGCCUGCAAAACCUUUAAUAAGGGUAAUGCUUUUAAAACAUUUCAUUUAUAAAUGUGUUUAGUGUAUGAUUGGGUUUGACGUAAUUAUGUUGUCUAAUAAAUAAUCAUCCAUCGUAGCCAGAAUGUAUUUUACUAUGUGAUCCAGGUGGUGUAUUCAGAUUGUUCUAUUCACUUUUAUUCAUGAGAUUGCAGUAUAUAAGUGUUCUAGGAAUCAGUGUCUGACUUCAUUAAUAUCCAUCAGUGUUGUCACUUGUGUCCAGUGAGUUGAUAGUCUCCGACAAAAUGGCUGCCUUCACUGUGCGUAAGUGACAGGUGCUCUUUAAGAAUAAAACAUUACGACUUGAGCUAUAGGGAGCUAAUAUAUAUUUUUAGUCUGAAGUAAUCCAAAGAUGUAAAUUGCAUUGCGUAUUUAUUUUUUUUAAUAGCCUGGUUAAACAUAAAAAACCCACAAAAUUGUACUCAAGCUUAACAAAGCCAUAAAGCUUCUCACAUUAGAUGUAAUAUAUAAAACGGCUUGAUUAUCUUUCUCAGUGGGCAAGCAAAUUUAGCUGCGUGCGUAAUAUAAACUGCCAUGAAUUAUUCUUUAUUCAAAUGAAAACAAAUGUAAGUACUUCCAUAUUGCUGGCUAGAAUUAUAUUAAUAAACCAAUUCCUUUGUUCUCUAAUCAUUUUGGGGAAAUAUUUGAAAAAUAAAACCAUGUAACAUAGCACACUCAGGUACCAUUCUAUAGAAAUACGUAUGUGAUAUUCUAGACUAUAACAAGAGUUUCAUAGAGAAUUUAUAUAAAGCAAUUAAAGGCAGAUUUAGCAUGAUAUAUUGGACUGUUGUGUAGUGUAAAAUGGAUCUUCAGAUAUGCAGGAGUGCUUUAUUCCACACUUGCCUUCUCUCCCAGGAUGUUCAGGAGACACACGCCUUCUGUUAAUUUCUGCAGUGAAUUGGGUGGGGCCAUGAUUAUGAAGCAAUUUUCUGAGAAGUGUAUAAAAAGCUGUUAAUUGAAUGAUAGAUCCUGGGUGAUAAGGAAAUUUGACCCCUAAGCCCUCUUAUUCUAUGGUAUACUAUAAUAAUUUCCAGUGCCCAUCUACAGAUUUACGCCUACUGUGGCAGCCCCUCUCUCACAGCCAUAGUUACGGCCCGGAAUCACAUUAUCAUGGUACCGCCUCCCUCUUUCCUUCAUAAUCAAAGGGGCCAAUUCAAUUAAGCACAAGGUCCUACCUGUAUCUAAAGGGCCCUACACACUGGCUGACAUGACUGUACGAUAUGAACGAUCUCGUUCAUUAAUGAACGAGAUAACGUUCAUAUCGUGCAGUGUGGAGGCUCCAGUGAUGAACGAUGCGCGGCACCGCGCUUGUUCAUUGCUGGUCUCCCGUCGUCUGUACAUGCAGGCCAAUAUGGAUGAUCUCAUCCAUAUUUGCCUGCACUUCAAUGCAGCCGGGUGACGGGGGGAGUGAAGAAACUUCACUCCCCCGUCACUGCCCCUCCGCCGCCGGGUCCCCCGUCGGCCGUAUCUGCCGUCGGGCAGAUCGGCGGCGGAACGGCCAGUGUGUAGGGCCUGUUAGCCCUGAUGUGAUUAUUGUCCCAGAGACACAUCACACAAAGCUACAGAUGUGUCCUCAUACAUCUACCCUCAGUACUCAAUGUUGUGCAAAAUACCUGUUGCAAGUGAGCCACUAGGUCCUGUUGCAGCUCUCUAGCGUAGGGCGACAUUUUUGCAUCGAAGCAUUACGUAUACAAAUUCAGAAACUCACACAGUCAAAAGACACAAAGAUGCCCAUGGUGCUCCGAGAGGGGCCUGUUUGGUGCCAUAACAGCAAUAAUGUAUUAGGACACAUCUGUACAAUAGUAAUUUGCUCCUAAUUGAAUUGGUCUCUAAAUAUUCUAUUCCAGUAAUUCCCAAACCUUUUUUAAUCACAGCACCCUAGAGUAUUAGAAUUUUUUUCACAGGACCUCUAGGCCAAAACUUUCUUAUUGAGAAAUUUGGUUAGAAAUAUUAAAUUAAGGUAAAUUGUGUUUGUCAUCCUUAGGUUGAAUUGUGUGGUGAGGGACAAGAUUUGCUUCUAUUUGUCCACAUAUUUUAUGAUUGACAGUCACCAGCACUGGUUUUGCCUAUUGCAGGGGUUCUCAAACUCGGUCCUCAGGACCCCACACAGUGCAUGUUUUGCAGGUAACCCAGCAGGUGCACAGGUGUAUUAAUUACUCACAGACACAUUUUAAAAGGUCCACAGGUGGAGCUAAUUAUUUCACUUGCGAUUCUGUGAGGAGACCUGCAAAACAUGCACUGUGUGGGGUCCUGAGGACCGAGUUUGAGAACCUGUGGCCUAUUGCAUUGAUCAUAAAUAAUUAAAAUUGGUCCUGGACAUAAAGGUCUCUGUGUGUCUAGUAGCUCGUAUUACUUUUAGUGGGAGAGAGGAACUGGAAGGACUCGAAAAAAGCAUCUCAAUUUAGCAUUCCUUACCCAAUUUGUAGGAUUCCAUCCUCCUUUCCUUUCUGCCCAAAACCACCAAUUUGGUAAUUUUCUAACAAAGUUUCCCCAAGCUACAUGAUAAACAUCUGGUUGUAUCUGAUCAGAUAUCAUUCUGAAGUAGCAGAAAACGUGGUCAUAUGACAAACAUUAUCUGACACUGUGCAAUCAUUGCCCACCUCACUAAUUAGAUCAAUAUGCUUAAUCAUUAGACAAACGCCUGCAUCGGCCCACAUAGGCCAUGUAGUGAAACCUCACUAAUUAGAUCAAUAUAGCUUAAUCAUUAGACAAACUCCUGGUUAUGCCCACAUAGGCCAAGUAGCCCAUCCCAUAAAAGCUUAAUGUACUAUAUCUGGCCUGGUUAGACCGGUUCUCCAUUUGACAUGGGAAAUGGUGUUAUGUAGGGUAAGUGGCAACAUGGAAUCAGCCUGCAAAAAUGAAUGAUGCUGCAGUCAUGGUAAGGCAUUCCUCCCAACUGUUCCGAUUCAUGGACCUCAUAAAUGGGCAGGGCUUGUGCUUAUAGAAGCAGAGUUUAAUCCCCAAAUGGGUGUUUUUGGUGCGAAUAAUGUCACAAUUUUGCAUGUUUGUUCAUAAGGAGGUAUGGUAAAGUGUAGGUCCAUUAUACAUAGUUUAUAUAUACAGUAUAACCUAGUGAAAUCUAGUAGCACGGAGAUAAUGGGAUUUGGCACCUAUGAUUGCUAGGUAUUCCAUUUUCUCUUUGUGAACCAAUUCUUUUAAGACAACACUUUGCUGAUGAUUGAAAAAAAAAGAAUGAGCAUCACUAACAGCCAUCUCUCUAUGGGGCAGAUGCACUAAGCCUUGGAGAAAGAAAAAGUUAAGUGACUUAGGGGUCUGUUUACUAAGCCUUGGAUGGAGAUAAAAUUGCUGGAUAUAAAGUACCAGCCAAUCGGUUCCUAACUGUCAUUUUUCAAACACAGCCCAUGGCAUGACAGUUAGGAGCCGUCUGGAUGUUACUUUGUCUCCAUCCACUUUAUCUACAUCCAAGGCUUAGUAAAUAGACCCCAUAAAGUACAAAACAGCUCCUACCUGUGAUUUUUCAAACUCAACCUGUGACAUGGCAGUUAGGAGCUGAUUGGAAUGGUUGGUACUUUAUCUCUCUCCAUUUAUCAUUCUCAAAGGCGUAAUACAUCUUUCUCCUUAUGUUAGGUAACUAGUAAUCACAGCAGGCACUGUAAAACAUGUAGCCCAGUGAGACCAGUCAUGUAAUAACUUGAAAUAGGCAACUUUCCUUUAAACAUUUCAGAAGACCUGUUAUCAGCCUCUAGAUUUUUUUUUUCCAGGUGUGCAGCUUGCCAUAGUGUGAUUUCUUUUCCUUUAUCUAUUCUUUUGAUUAUUUUGCAGACAUUGUACUCUGUUUCCACUUCAUUUGCUUCGGUCUUGUUUGUCCAUUGUCCUUUUUAAGUUAACAGUCAAUCAGGAGGCAAUGAUGCUUGAUAGAGAGAAAGAGAGACAAAAAGGGUUGUUUUUUUAACAGAUAAGAAAGGCAAUAUAAAUGUAGUAAGACAGUAUGUUCCCUGUUUGGGCUUGCAUCUCUCAAUGCCAGUGAAGCAUCAUUACAUCCAUCUAUUAUAGCAUGCGGAACUCUGAUCAUUUAGUUUAUUUGUGCUAGCAAUAACAGUAAUAGUACGCACAUGCAUGUUUCCAUUAGGUGCAAUGAAAAUAAACAAAUUUACUGGGCGUUAUCCAAUUAGCUGUUGUAAUUAACCUGGCUAUUUGACUCGCCCGGGGCUAGCCUAUUAGCCCUGAUGCUGGCACUUAUCAGGGAUUUUGUUUCGCCUGCACGGAGCGAUAAUCUAAGCAAUCUGACUAGAUUGCUUAGAUUUUCAGCAAGAUCUCUCCAUGUGUACCCCCCACAGCGAUAGCGAUCCGCGGCCCCGUGCGUCGCUAUUGCUGCUGCUAGAUUGGCCUGUCAAUCUAGCAGAUCGCUCAUUUCACACGCUGGGUGAAAUGAGCGGCCCCCCCGCACAUUCUGCACACAUCGCGGUUCGCUCAACACACAUCUCUCCCCUGAUCUGCCGGUGAGUACUGGCCUUUAGACAGUUGAAACCAAAUCCCCAAAAAGUAAGCAUUUUUCAGUGAAGGCGGCUGCGAAAACACAUAGGUCAGUAGCUUUUUGCGGAUCCUGUGUGUUUUCACGUGAAAAAGGCUAAUUUUUUUCUCAUGAAAAAUUCGCGAUAUAACUGGAUAGCUUUAAAAUGACCACUGGGUAAAAAAAUCGCAAAACAAGCCUGUUUUUUAUUCACGGGAAAAAUGACUUGCAGUUAAUAGGAGACCCCCCUCAGGUGUAUCCACAAUUGCACAGGUUUGGUCACAUCCAAAGUCAUAUAAACAUAGCUGCCAGAAACCAAGCUGACUGUAAGAGGUAGAUUUCCCCUCUAAAUUAUUUUUUCACUUAAGGAUCAUUGUAUCGCAAUGUCUUUAGAAUAGGAUAAAGGUUUUACAUUUUUUUAACCCACCUACAUACCCAUUGUGCAUGCCACAUCGUCUACACAGGGUGUACACAUAAACUAAAUGCCAGCAAAACAAGUCCUAACAUGAGUAACAAAUAGCAGUAAUAGAUUGGGGUUUAUAAUAUCUCACUCUUUAUUGUUCAUUUUCUUUAACAUUCCUAACUGUACAAUAAGGUGGUUGUUGCAUUCUGUUAAAUAGAGCACGGGCUAAACCAUUUAAAAUCAAAUCAAAUUUUGCAUUUAAAUUAACGUCUUUAAACCAUAAGCCUUACACACGAUGAAGGCAGCCAUCUUAAUGGUCUUAAGUGAUGGUCAAAAGUCUAUUACUUAAUAGAAUUCUAUGACAUCACUGUGGCACUUUAUGACUGAUAGGAAAAUAAGCCAUGCUUCAAGGCUAAACCACUGGUCAGUAGUGAAUAUUGGAUUAGUCCACAAAAUAAAUGGCCCAACAGAUGUAGGUGGCAGCUGCUCUUCACCUUUUGCUUGCCUGUUCAUAAUACAGUUUAUAACCUUCCCUGCUAAUUAUGGCAAAAACACAAGCAGAUAGAAAAAUAGAUUAAAACUUGCAAUAUUUAUCAGAAUAAUACGAUUAAUAUAUGUACUCAUGGGCCAUAGGGAUGGGCCAUACAUGGGCAUGGCUGAUAAAGAAAGAACAGAGACUAUCUGUGGACCUACCAUUCAUAAGGGGAGAUGUACUAAGCUUUGGAGUACCAAUCAGCUCCUAACUGCCAUGUUAUAGGCUGUGUUUGAAAAAUGACAGGAGCUGAUUGGCUGGUAGUUUCUUCUCACUCUCCAAGGCAUAUUACAUCUCCCCCAUAUACUCUUUCAUCAGUUGCAGUAGCCAUUUUCCCUACAUCACACGAGAUCUUAGUAGUUGAAUAACCUUAUGUUUAUAUCCCCCAAAAAAUAAAAUAUUAUUUAUUUAUAUAUAUAUAUAUAUAUAUAUAUAUAAAAAAUACACACACAUACAUACAUACAUACAUACAUACAUACAUACAUACAUACAUUCCAAUUAAGCAACAUGCUUGUUAAAGGUCAGCAGCCAUCUAAUCAGGUGCUCUUCAGCAUUAAGUUUUUAAUAAUAUUCACAAUUUUAUUGACAAAUGGAGAUUUGUUUUUGCUUCCUUAGGGCUUUUUUAACUUUUGCAUACACAUACUGGAAGCAUCUGUGUGUGUACAAACACCUUAUGCAGGUUUGUGAAAGAAACAACAGUAACAAUCCUCACACUAGCAAUUUAAUGAGGUCUGAUUAGGCCCUAACAAGUAAUGAGAGUACAAAAUUGGUUUCUUACCUUCGUGAAAAUGCCAUUGAAUAACCUAGCUGAAGACAGCAGGAAAACAUAAGAUACUGUAUAACAAAUAUUUUCUCAUAGCCAGGUUUUUUAUUUUUUUUAUUUUAAGUUUUACAUGCCUUUAGACUAAUUGUGGUAUUUUAAAUAGCACACAUGAAGGCAGCAAAUUAGCGGGCUCAGCCAGCAUUUAUACACACACACACACACACACACACACACACACACACACACACGUGUGUAUUUAGAUUUUUAUAUUUAUAUAUAAAGGUAUUCCCAUAAUAGCUCAACAAUGUGUUGCUCAACACCAUAUGCUCAACAGGAAUUAGGUCGACGGGUACAAAAAGGUCAACAGUGCUUAAGGUUGGCAGGUACAAGAGGUCAACAUGACAAUUGUUGACACACACAUGGUUGACAUGUUUUCCCAACAUUUGCUUGAUUUACUAUCCACGUGGACAUCUAUUGGGAAUAGUAACCUGUGGCGAUCAUAGUUGUUUGUACUGAUUGUAGUCAUAUAACAUUAUAUUAAUAUACAUGAUUUGCCCCCAAAAAACACGUUGACCAUUGUCAUGUUCAUCUUUUGUACCUGUUGACCUAAUGCAUGUCGACCAUUUGUUGUUGUCCUGGUUACUGUCGACCAUAAUAUUAUUGAUACAUUAAUACACACCUAUAUAAAAACACACACACACACACACACACACACGUAUAUUUAAUAAAGUGCAGGUUUUCAGAAGUGAAGAUGUUGCCCAUAGCAACCAAUGAGAUUCUACUUAUUUAAUACCUUCUAGAAAAUGAUAGCUAGAAUCUGAUUAUUUGCUAUGGGCAACACCUCCACUUUUUAAAAAGCCACACUUUAGUAAAUAUACCCCACAAUCUCUACAAUCUCUGUGUCUUGCAGCAGAAGGAAACUCUGAUUCCUUUAUGUGCAUUGCAUAUAUUUAGCUUUUCUGGUUAAAAACUUGGCUAUCACUUUACUACACAAAGCCAUGAUUGCAUACUGCAACUCAAUUUCAUUUUAAAAUGUUUUUUUUUUGCCUCGUCAAUCAAUCGAAGUUGAAACAAUGCAUCUCUCAUUAAAAGUGAACCAUAUAGUUUUAAUCAGCACUUGCUAGUGUCUCACAGCAAAUUUUUGUUCAUUUUGAAAUCAUUGUUACAUUUUCAGAAUGUUUCUUUGUAAAUUAUUGAUUCCACCUGAAAGUGUUUUCAAAGUAAGCAGCAGAUAGGCUUCUAACUGAACACAAUUGCCACAAACCCCCACAGCAUUAUUUGUUUAAAUAGUUCUUACAGGAAUCUUGGAUACAUUUCAAAAAGACAGUUGAAUUCUUGCUCAGCUAACAGCAGAUUUAAAAGGAAAAAUGUUUUAAAAAGAGGCUUUGUUUGAAUUGUGUGAGUUCAAGAGGAUUUAUAACUGAAUUGCACAAGUCUAUUUGUGCAAUUAAACCAUUGUUGUUUGAAGUAAAAAAAAACACACACUCUGAAGUCUAAUUGGCAAUACUCAUAAAUCUAUGAAACAUGUUCUCUUCCAAGAAAUGUUGUAACACAAAAUUCUGCGGCGUUAGUCAUUCAUUAUGAGUUCUCAAGGUUGUUCGAUAAAACAUUCUUAUAACCUCUGGCAAGAUUGGGAACAGUUUGUGUUUAGUGAACUUAAAUCACAAACAGGAGGGAACAGCUGAUGCCCUCAAAAACACAUACCCAGCUAAGAUCUGGUCACACAUCUUGCUAAAAAUAUAUUUUGCAAAAGCAAACAUAUUAUCACAAACUAUAUCAAGUUCCACUUUCAAGUAAACCAAAUAUAUUUCAAAAUAAUUUAUUAAGACAUAAUGCAUGACCUCUUUUAAAGAAGCCGUACCUUAUAUACUAAUGUUCAUUACUCAGAAACGUAUAUAUGUCCACUCAUUUUUGUUUACAUUUCUACCUGUAUUUAAAAUGUUGACAUUUCUCAUCGUUUAAUUUUAAGCAUUUAUUUCAAGUGUUUUUUUCUUGCACAUAUUAUAGAUGUUCUAUUAUAGUCCUCACUUUUUUUGUAUAUGAUGUUUGUUUUGUAUGCACUGAUGCAUGUCGUGUUGCAUAUGUAGAUGUGUGUGUGCUGGCGCACCAAGAAAAACGUUAAAUAAGUGUCAGUAAAUGGGCUUGUAGACACAUUCAUCAUGGCAGUCUGAAAGAUUCAUGUCACGUAAACAUAGUGGAGGCAGCCAUUUCUGGGAUGAUCCAAUAUUCACAAGCAUGUAACCUAUCAAUUCACUAGCAACCAGUGAUCACUGGUCAUGCGUGACAGACUAGGCAUGACCAAAUUUCAAGAGGUACUACUAGCUCUAAUGAAUUGACAGUCUACAUAUCCAUGACUAUUGGCUCAGUCAACAAAAUAGCUGUUUAGGCAGUUGCGGCACCAGGCUGGUGUUAAAAUGAACGGCAGAUGGUCAAAAUAGCGGAUUGUUGGUAUUUAAAGUGCCAAGUUCUGUAAGACAAAACUAGCUUUAAAUUCAGCUGCAAAAAAUCAACAGAAAUCGUCCAUUUUGACAAAAUGUUUCUCUUUACAUUUCCCCCUAGAUAUGCAAUGUCAACUCCUAAUAUGCUGAACCUAAAAGUUGCAUUUCAACGGUUAGAUUGCCACUGGUUUCUAAUCCCUACUGUAGAGCAAACUGUGUGGGAGUGUGUGUGUAUACAUACAUACCCUAGUAAUGGCUUGGAAUUAGCUAUAAUUUUAUUUUACUUACCGUUUUGUCUUUCGUCCUGUGACUUGUCAUCACUUUGAAUCUCACAGCAAGUUACUAGUUUUAUUUGCUACAAGCACUUACAAAAGACAUUUUACUGUAAAUGUAAUUGAUAUUUUACUUGGACUUUAAAGCAUCUGUUCAUAUAUUGCUGGCUGUGUAUAUUUUUUUAAAUAAAAAAGUAAUCUGCUGUAAAUAUUGUAUCAUUUUUGUGAUCUAAAUGAUGUAGCUUAAAAGCAGUGUAAGGUGAAUAUUUGUAUAUAGUAUAUUGACCCACUCAUGUUAUAGGUCUGAUUUCCAUUUUAAAAUAAAAGGUUAUUGAGUAACCUUCCGUGAGUCAACACUACCCAUGCUAGAAAGCUGAGCCAACAGAGAACAUUGAAUUUUUGUAUGUUUUCCAAAUUGUACCUACCCAAUUGCUUUUGAUACUGUAUGAUGUGCUGAGAAAUUUCCCAAUCACACACAGCAGACAAAAAGAUAUUUUGUACUUUUUGAUCCACUGUAAUAUUUAAUAAAACAUUGCUAUGAA
Molecule: messenger RNA, 19009 nt
Organism: Pseudophryne corroboree (corroboree frog)
Lineage: Eukaryota; Metazoa; Chordata; Amphibia; Anura; Myobatrachidae
Gene: ARID5B
Product: AT-rich interaction domain 5B
Exons: 10
Coding region: 496-4077 (1193 amino acids)
Biological process (GO): regulation of transcription by RNA polymerase II
Cellular component (GO): nucleus
Molecular function (GO): transcription cis-regulatory region binding
Source: RefSeq, a predicted model, not a curated record